AUGGCUGCAAGUGGCAUCCCAUUAGAUGCCGGUACUUUAAUGUCAACUGUACUGGAAGGUAUUUUAUAUGGCUUUUCAAUUCUUCUAUUUAUGGCUACGAUCUGGUCUUUGACCUACAAACAACGCAUACAAGACAUCAAUCGCCCAAUUGCCACGGUGGUCGUCUUGCUGUGGAUGCUGAGCACUGCACACAUCAUCGUGAACAUUAUUCGUGUUGAAGACGCAUUUGUGAAAUAUCGCUACACGUACCCAGGUGGGCCGUCGGCAUUCCUCGCAGACGUUUCCCAGCAAACGUAUGUACUCAAGCAUGCGUUGUAUGUCUUACAAACUCUACUUGCUGAUGGGGUGGUGAUUUAUCGCUGCUAUAUUGUUUGGCAAUCCAUCUGGAUUAUCAUCGUGCCAAGCAUGCUGUGGUGCAGCGUCGCAGUGACUGGUAUUAUUGGGCUGUAUUGUGCGUCCCAAUCCGGGAGCGACUCUGGAGACAUCUACGCCCAAGUGCUUGCGAAAUGGGUCACAGCGUUCUUUUCCUUGACAAUUGCGACCAACUUGUUAAGUUCAGGAUUACUGAUAUAUCGCAUCUGGUUGAUUGAGAGGAACGCCUCUACAGUUCGCGUCACGAAUGGCACUAUGAUGCCACUCUUGCAUGUGCUUAUGGAUACUGCUGUUUUGUACUCUGUGGUGCUGUUCACGGCAUUGAUAUGUUUCGUCUGCUCGAGCAAUGGAGAGGUUGUCAUGUUGGACAUGAUCAUGCCGAUCGUAUCGAUCGCCUUCUACAUAGUGCUGAUUCGCAUUGCGAUCAGUAGAAAAACCCGCAGUUCCUCUAACAUUAAUAUACCCAGAAGGACAACUAGCGAGGCAGGACAGGACAGCCUGAGCUCGCAGCAACAUUCUAUGCAGCCUUUGCAGGUUCAUAUACCCAAAUUCAAUGUCGACACUCCAGGGUUCGGCAAAGGGAAUGAAGGCCAAAUAUCGCCAUACCCGGCAGAAUCUGUGUAA
Molecule: messenger RNA, 996 nt
Organism: Suillus fuscotomentosus
Lineage: Eukaryota; Fungi; Basidiomycota; Agaricomycetes; Boletales; Suillaceae
Exons: 7
Coding region: 1-996 (331 amino acids)
Source: RefSeq, a predicted model, not a curated record